AUGGCUUAUGUAAAUUCUAGUGGUGAGGUUCGUGAUCGUGCUGAUUUUUCUAUUGUCAAGACAUUUUGGAAUUUCGUCUAUUUCGUGACAUUUUUCCCUGAUCCAGAUGCCCAAUCUCGUUAUCGAACAAAUCUACGAGGAGGUGGUGACGGCUGGGGAGGAGGCGGUGGGGGUGGUGGAGGAUGGAGACCUGAUGGUGGUGGACCCAGACGUCCAAUGGGUAGACUGAACAUGGACGGCCCAUCUUCUAUGCCAAGUUGUCCCAUGGGUGGAUGUUGCGGAUAA
This is a messenger RNA of Meloidogyne enterolobii, 285 nucleotides long. The record is from the annotation of a GenBank genome assembly. NCBI's taxonomy places the organism in Eukaryota, Metazoa, Nematoda, Chromadorea, Rhabditida, Meloidogynidae.